AUGAAUACACAUUCCUUCCAAAGAGGCAUCUCAUGCCCACCCACGGACUUCAACUGCAGUAAAAUUGUAGAUGUCCUAAAUGACUCAGACGCAAAUGCCUACAAGCUGGUGGACCUGGCUCCCUUAGCCCCAAGAACAGAGCUGACAAUGCUGAACCUCCCACACCCUUUCCCAACUGUGGACGUACCGGCCCACGCUCACUAUGCCAUUGGGGCUGUCAUUCUUGCAGUCGGGAUCACAGGAACACUUGGUAACCUCCUGGUCAUCUAUGCUUUCUGCAGGAGCAGGGGCCUCCGCACUCCUGCCAACAUGUUCAUUAUCAACCUGGCCGUUAGUGAUUUCCUAAUGUCCAUCACCCAGUGUCCGGUUUUCUUCACCAACAGCCUCAACAAACGAUGGAUAUUUGGGGAGAAAGCUUGUGAGCUGUACGCUUUCUCUGGCGCCCUCUUCGGCAUUGCUUCCAUGAUCACACUAACGGUGAUCGCCCUGGACAGGUAUUUUGUGAUUACGCGACCCCUGGCCUCCAUUGGAGUGAUGUCUAAGAAGAAGGCUUGGCUAAUCCUAUUAGGAGUCUGGCUGUAUUCCUUAGCUUGGAGUCUCCCGCCCUUCUUUGGAUGGAGUGCUUAUGUUCCGGAGGGCCUCCUGACUUCCUGUUCCUGGGAUUAUAUUACCUUCACCCCAUCGGUCCGUGCCUACACGAUGCUCCUCUUCUGCUUUGUGUUCUUCAUUCCCCUAAUUGCCAUCAUAUACAGUUACGUGUUCAUUUUCAGAGCCAUCAAGGAUACAAACAGGGCUGUUCAAAAAAUCACUCCGGACAGCAGUAAAGAAUCCCAACGACUGUUCCAAAGAAUGAAGAAUGAGUGGAAAAUGGCCAAACUGGCCUUGAUGGUCAUCCUGCUUUAUGUAAUCUCCUGGUCUCCAUAUUCCGUGAUAGCUCUCAUGGCUUUUGCAGGGUACUCCCAUAUCCUCACACCCUUCAUGAACUCCAUCCCUGCAGUGAUUGCCAAGGCUUCUGCCAUCCACAACCCAAUCAUUUAUGCCAUCGCCCAUCCCAAAUACAGAAUGGCGAUUGCAAAGUUCCUCCCAUGCUUGGGACCUCUGCUAAGAGUUUCCCACAGAGACUCCAGAUCUUCCAGCUACCCUUCCACCAGACGCCUCACUGUAACCAGCCAGUCCUCUGAUAUAAACGGGCUGCCAAGAGGAAAACGAAGGCUGUCCUCAGUCUCAGACAGUGAAUCGGAUUGGACUGACACAGAGGCUGACCUCUCUAGUCUGAACUCCAGAGGCACUAGCGGGCAAGUUUCCUAUGAAAUGGGCCAAGACACUGCAGAAACGCAUGACAUCAAAGUCAAACCUAAAGUGAAAAGCCAUGAUUCGGGGAUUUUUGAAAAGAUUUCAGUGGAUGCAGAUGAUGUUUCUGUGAUGGAGGACUUACCCUUUGGAACUUAUAUCUUUGAAGAUAGCCUGACAGGUGAAGACCUGAACCCUUUUGGACUGAGAGGGGAAGACUCUUAUUACAGACGGCCUACUGCAGCCCACAUCCCUAGCAUUAUAGUGACCUUCAGCAACGUCCAGAGAACAGAACUGCCUUUGGAAUCCAGCCCUGAUGCCUCGUACUCCAGGAAUAGUGGCUAUAGCUGGGAGAAAAAUUCCAGCAGCCGGCUAGAAUGGCUGUGCCAAGGUAGUGCCUUCACUCCUACCUCAGAAACAAACAUGUGUCAGCUUAGUGUAGAAAACCUUCCAAAACUUCUUUGA
Molecule: messenger RNA, 1755 nt
Organism: Elgaria multicarinata webbii
Lineage: Eukaryota; Metazoa; Chordata; Lepidosauria; Squamata; Anguidae
Gene: OPN4
Product: opsin 4
Exons: 12
Coding region: 1-1755 (584 amino acids)
Biological process (GO): visual perception; G protein-coupled receptor signaling pathway; cellular response to light stimulus
Cellular component (GO): plasma membrane
Molecular function (GO): G protein-coupled photoreceptor activity
Source: RefSeq, a predicted model, not a curated record